Messenger RNA from Radiomyces spectabilis, 525 nucleotides. RefSeq lists its product as uncharacterized. Lineage: Eukaryota; Fungi; Mucoromycota; Mucoromycetes; Mucorales; Radiomycetaceae. The record is from RefSeq and is a predicted model, not a curated record. Bases 227 to 379 code for a protein of 50 amino acids. The transcript has 2 exons.
CCAUUGUGGGCAUUAUGAAAUCGAAGGAACGUUUGGUGCGUGGGCAUCGUAGAGAAUCAGUUUUAUUAACCGAAACUGAAUUACAGGAUCUUAGAGACAGCGUACUUUUGAAGGUGCUUAUUGGCGUACAGCCCUUGCAGCCUUUUCGACUGGACUUCUCAUCUUGAAAGUUUUCACUCGUGAAUUCUACAAAAUCGGCAUCACCUUUUUCGUUUUUGGCUUAGCCAUGCUGGCCAUUGCGCUUUGGCGUCGGAGAACCGCUGGAGAUGUAUUUGAUCUGUCCAUCCCAUUCAAAACCAGUGGUGACUGGGUCAUCUUGACUACCAUUGUGACUAUGGCAACGUACAUUGUUCUCCUGAUUCUUCUCUGGAAGCUAUAACGAUACCCUGAAAGCGUCUUUUUUAUUGUACAUAAUCACCGAAAGUUUGGGGCACAAAUAAAACUCUAAACUUUUUUCGGUAAUGCAAGCGUUGUCUUCACGACGCAUUGUAUUACCAUUGUAACUUGAAUUUCCAGAAGAUGACA